Nicotiana tabacum (common tobacco) is the source of this 1487-nucleotide messenger RNA. RefSeq lists its product as uncharacterized. The record is from RefSeq and is a predicted model, not a curated record. Lineage: Eukaryota; Viridiplantae; Streptophyta; Magnoliopsida; Solanales; Solanaceae.
AAGAGAAAAGAAUGAGGUUGAAAUUAGUAGCAGCUAAAAUCUCCUCUUAUCUGAGCUCGCAAACAGCACCUGUCCUGUAAAUCAGCAGGGCAGCCUUAUUAUUCGACUCCCAUGGCCAUUUCUGCACCUUAUUUAUUAUAAAGAACAAUCCCUUGGAAAUAUUGGCCCAUUAAUUCAGCAGCAGAAAAGAAGACAUGGCCUUAGUCCACAAUUCCCAAGUUUUCUCUUCUUUUCCAGCAAUCAAGUCUGGCCCAUAUCCCAAAAUCAUGAAAUCGAGGACUCUCAAAAUCUCAGCUUCAGAAGAUAAGCCUCAGAACCAGAAGGCUGAAACUGAUCCUGUGAAGCUUGCAUUUUUAAAAGCUAAGGCUUACAAGAAAGAAACUAAAUUAGCUAAUGAUAGUGAUGAUAAAGUGGUGUCUUCAGCUGAUAAACUUGCAUUGGACACUAACACUCUACAAGAAAGAUCAAAUAAAGGGAAUGGGGAAAGUGACAUAAAUGCCUUACCCAAAAAAAGUGUUAGUAAGAAGGAAAAGUUGAUGAUCUCAAGUAGUGAUUUCGUGGGGCUUGGUUUUUCUGAUAAAAAGCAAAGCAGGGGACUGCCUGCUGGAUUGGUUCCAAUAGUAGACUCAUUCCCUGAAGGAAACUUGCCUGAUGUAGAGAUACUUGUUGGGGAUACAAGCAAGUUUGUGGAUACCGAGACAUCAAAGUCAAACCGCAUCCGAGAAGAUGACACGAAUACCUAUAAGCCGAAGAUUUCCACGUGGGGAGUUUUCCCCAGACCAAACGACAUCUCAAAAGCUUUCGGCGGUGGAAGAACUUUACGUCCAGGAGAGGCUCUGGAAUCAGCAGAAGAGAAAGCAGCUAAAGAAGCACGUACAAGGGAGCUACUUGCUGCCUACAAGAAAAGAGUAGGCCUAAGCAUUGAUCCAAACAUAAAACUUGAAUGUGAGAAGGCACUGAAGGAUGGAGACUCUUUCAUGGACCUUGGCAAGCUCAGGGAAGCACUACCAUUCUAUGAGAAAGUUAUGAAUGAGUUGCCAUUUCAGACUGAACUUCAUGGAUUAGCUGCACUGCAGUGGUCUAUUUGUCAAGACUCGCUUCGUAGGUCAAAUGAAGCUCGUUCAAUGUACGAGAAGCUUCAGUCUCAUCCUAAUGGUCAAGUGAGCAAGAAAGCAAGGCAAUUCAUGUUCAGCUUUCAGGCUAUGGAAAUGAUGAAGGUAACUGGCUCAACAUUCUCUUCAAUGAAUCUUGGCUAUCAGAAUUAUUUCAACGCCUUUAUUAGGGAUAAAGUAAACUAUUCCUUAAAAGAGGAUGAACCUGAAGAAGGUGCAAUUCGACAGGCAAUCCCGUACAUUAUAUUUCUUCUUUUCCCUAUUUUUAUUGUGUUACUAAUUGCUCUACGAAAGGGUGUAUAAACUUUGUAUUUAAAUAUCUUGAAUGUCAGACAAGAAUAACUUUGGAACUGAAAUGCAUGUUGCUCCCUCGUA